CUGACCUCAUCAUCAAGAUCGAUACGCUCAUCGAAUUUCAAUUUCCACCAAAGAUAUAAACCACAACCAUUCCCCCGCUCUGAAAAACACAGCGGCCCAUGAAUGUUGUGUGCUAGGUUCGCACGCGUCUCGCUCUCCCCCAUUUCACGACGAGCCAUGGCGCCUUCAGGCAACGCCUACCAGGCGCAUCACGGCUCCGCCUCGGCUGCCGCCGUAUUGCGAGCCAAUGGGAAACAGCAGCACCACCAGCAGCAGCGCAGUUACACACCGACCGCCAUGAACCGCUGGUCUGUUCUCAACAAGACACUACCACCCGUCGAAGCAAUCAGCGCGAUUCACGUCUACGACUUUGACAACACCUUAUUCAAGACCCCCUUGCCUAAUCCGAAGCUGUGGAACGGGCCAACGAUUGGCCUCCUGGCGAACCCCGACCUGCUCAACGGCGGCUGGUGGCACGAUAGCCGAAUCCUUGCUGCAACCGGCAAUGGUAUACUCAAGGAGGAGCCUCGUGGCUGGGAGGGCUGGUGGAAUGAAAAGGUUAUCGAGCUGGUCCAGCUCAGCAUGAAGCAAAAGGACGCGCUCACGGUGUUGCUCACCGGCCGCUCCGAGUCUGGCUUUGCCGAUCUGGUCAAGCGCAUGGUCGCCAGCAGGGGGCUCGAAUUCGACAUGGUCUCGCUCAAGCCGGCCGUCGGCCCAGACGGCCAGCGCUUCGCCAGCACCAUGAUCUUCAAACAGGUCUACCUCGAGACCCUGAUGGAGACGUACAGGAACGCCAAGGAGAUUCGCGUCUAUGAGGAUCGGCCCAAGCACGUCAAGGGGUUCCGCGACUUCAUGACCGACUACAACGUGCGGCUCAACGACAUGGCGGCCGCUGCGAACCAGGGAGGUCCUGCGCCAAACAGACAACCUAUCACGGCCGAGGUCAUCCAUGUCGCCGAGCUGGGCACGAAUUUGGACCCCGUCAUCGAGGUGGCAGAGGUUCAACACUUGAUCAACACACACAAUGCCCAGGUAGCCUCAAGGCAAGGCGACCAAAGGCGCGACAAACUCAUGAUCAAGAAGACAGUGUUUUAUACUGGAUACCUGAUAAAACCCGAGGACACCUCCCGGCUCCUGACUCUCGUCGCACCCCAGCUCCCGCGGGCGUCAGAGUCGGAACUCAAGGUUCACGCCAACAACAUCAUGAUUUGCCCCCGCCCCUGUCCGCAUAGCAUCCUGGAAAAGGUUGGCGGCAUGGGCAGCAAGAUGAAGUGGGAGGUGGUUGGGCUCGGGUGCUUCGAGAAUAACGUCUGGGCGGCCAGCGUGCGGCCUGUACCAAUCACUGCAAAGUACCACACCGACAACAAGACGCCGCACAUUGUGCUCGCACUGAGGAAGGGUGCUAGACCCAUCGACGCCAGCAAGAUCCAAAACUGGCAACCUCUGCCGCCGGAUCAGGCCUUCAUCUUCGAGACGACGGUAGGCGAGAAGAUCCUCUUCCGCAUCGAGGCCGAGGACCCCAGCGAGGGCGAGUACGAGAGUCUAUUCGCCAACAAGGCAUCUAAGAGGAAGCACACAGCCGACGAUGAGGCGCCCUCUUACUCUCGCGGUGGUGGCAACUUCCAGAACGGCAAGCGCAAUUUCCACAGCCAAGCCGGCCACUCCAGGGGCGGAGGUGGCCGCGGUAACGGGAACGGUAACGGCAAUGGUGGUUUCCGUGGUAAUUCUGGCAGGGGUAACCGCGGAAACUCGCGUGGCGGCGGCUUCCGAGCCGGCGGUGGCCGGGGCGGAGGUGGCGGGAGGGGCGGGAAGCACUCGUACCACUCGCUCGACGACCCGGGAAAGCGCGACAAUAGUGGUGGUGGUAUGUCGUACGAGGAUAGCAGUCAUGCGGCUCCGUCACAGCAGCAGCAGACGCAACCAACGCAGCAACCAUAUACACACUACCAGCCGCCCCAGCAGAUGGUGCCGCCGCCGCCGCCGUUGGUCCCCAGUGCUGCUUACUACCCGCAGGUGCCUCAAGCGCCGCCAGUCUGGCAACCACCAGCAGGUCAAGGCUACGGGGCGCCUGACAUGGGAAGUCAUUACUGAUAGUGUGAUGUCGGAUUUGAGUUUUGACCAAAAUCACUGGCAGAGCGUAGGUUGUAUUUUUAGUUGGGGAUCGUCGUUGUUUUUCUGUCUUUUGUUAUGUCAAUAUGUGGGCGGUGAAUACUUCAGCAUUGUCUUUUAAUACCAGGUAUCUUUUUUCUUUUUUUUCCCUUUUUUUUCCUUUCAGAUAUCAUGGAAUACCCCCGCUUGUUUACUUAGCAUACUUUUGUUCCAAAACUGAAAAGGCCACCUGCUUGCGGCAAGUCGCGAUCGUCAUCUCAUAGAUUUCAGGCGUACAGGGAGUCAUGGUGGGGUUGUAUUCAGAAGGGGCGUCCAGACGAUGAUGGCUGUGAUAUCGACUCGAAAUUAUACGAAACUAAACAAUAUCAAGUACGAUGAUUAUUGAUAUAAGAAUCGGUUGCAUUCCGGCGCUGAGGCAACUAUAAGGAAUCGAAUUUUGUUUGACUCGAUGGCCUCUUGCACAUAUACAUAGAUCAAGGGUACCUGCGAGCCCAACAGUGACUACCAACAGAAUUACUGAGAUUCAGUAUUGC
Pyricularia oryzae 70-15 is the source of this 2621-nucleotide messenger RNA. RefSeq lists its product as uncharacterized. Gene Ontology annotation, molecular function: histone H2AQ104 methyltransferase activity; RNA binding; rRNA methyltransferase activity. NCBI's taxonomy places the organism in Eukaryota, Fungi, Ascomycota, Sordariomycetes, Magnaporthales, Pyriculariaceae. Gene Ontology annotation, biological process: box C/D sno(s)RNA 3'-end processing; rRNA methylation. Gene Ontology annotation, cellular component: box C/D methylation guide snoRNP complex; small-subunit processome. Bases 103 to 2070 code for a protein of 655 amino acids. The transcript has 2 exons. The record is from RefSeq and is a predicted model, not a curated record.